Sardina pilchardus (European sardine) is the source of this 7910-nucleotide messenger RNA. RefSeq names its product excision repair cross-complementation group 6-like 2 (gene ercc6l2). The transcript is spliced from 16 exons. Bases 352 to 3183 code for a protein of 943 amino acids. Gene Ontology annotation, molecular function: ATP binding; ATP-dependent chromatin remodeler activity. Lineage: Eukaryota; Metazoa; Chordata; Actinopteri; Clupeiformes; Clupeidae. The record is from RefSeq and is a predicted model, not a curated record.
UGCUCGGCUGGCAGUGAAGUUUUAAAAGGGCUCUAUUUUUGACCUGCCACAUAUCCAACCUUAUCUGAAACUGGAACGAAGAUAGAAAAUACAUUUCUCUACCUCGCAUAGCAGCUGGUUAGCCAUCUGAGACAUUGAAAUCAGGUGGAUAAUCUGGGCAACACAAAGCCAGCUAGCUUUCCUUCCAGCUAACUUUAACUUCAGUGAACAGUCUUAACGCACACUCAAGUGAGACUAUCACACGAUGCUGUCCUUUCAAUAUAUCCUAAGUUACCGGAUGAUUCACAGUAGGCUUAAGUAGCUGUCGUGGUGAAACUCUUUUUCUGAGGACACAAUUUACCUUUAGGAACGAUGUCAGUGAAGUUGAAGGAAGAGCGGCAUGACGACCAGAAGCAAAAUGUGGGGGAAACAUCAUCAGGGAGCACUUCUACGGCGCUCAUGGGAGAAAAGCCUUUUUUCCAUCUAAGUCAGGUAGCCUAUGGAGAAUCAGUCCCAUUCUCACUGUCGAAGUAUGUGAAAAUCCCAUAUACAAUAAACCGGUACCUACGGGACUAUCAACGAGAAGGUGCCAAGUUUAUGUUUGACAACUAUGUCAAGCCGAGAGGAUGCAUUCUUGGUGAUGACAUGGGUCUUGGAAAAACCAUACAAGUGAUCAGUUUCUUAGCUGCAGUGCUGCACAAAACAGGAACACGGGCAGAUGCUGAGAAGAAUAUUCCACAUUUCCUACUGUCCCAGAAAACAGCAGAGCAAAACAAAGUGAAGAAGGUUUUUCUCAUCAUUGCCCCACUCUCUCUGCUCUAUAACUGGAAAGAGGAGCUUGACACAUGGGGUUACUUUAGAGUGGCUGUUGUGCACGGUCUUGAGAAAGGGGAUGAAUUGGCCCGUGUAAAGAAAGGACGAUGUGAGAUCGCUCUCACCACCUACGAGACUUUUCGACUCAACCUAGAUGCGUUCAACAGCAUUAACUGGGCUGCUGUCAUCGUGGAUGAGGCUCAUAAAAUAAAGAAUUAUAAGUCUCAGAUAACCAAGGCUAUGAAGAAGAUGAGAUGCAAAGUGCGUAUAGGAUUGACUGGAACCAUACUGCAGAACAACCUGGAAGAACUCUACUGUGUCAUGGACUGGGCUAUCCCGUGGUGCCUUGGUAAUUUCCGUCAGUUCAAGAGUAAGUUUGUUGAAGCUAUUGAGCAUGGGCAGAAGCACAGUGUAACUAAGCGCAAUCUGGCCGUGGGUCGCCAGGCUGUGCAAGCCUUGGGCCAGAGGCUCGCUGGGAAGUUUUUGAGGAGAACCAAGGCUCUGAUCAGCAGCCAGCUACCAGCUAAAGACGACAGGGUGGUGUACUGUUCCCUGACUGAGUUCCAGCAGGCGGUUUACAUCGCUGUCCUGGAAUCAGAGGACGUGAUUCUGCUGAUGAGGAGUGGACAGUCCUGCACCUGCGGCAGCAAACAGCCCAGGAAGAAGUGCUGCUACAAGACAAAUUCAAAAGGAGUACCGGUCAGAAAUCUAUACUUUAGUUAUCUGGCCAUUCUCAGAAAGGUUGCCAACCAUGUUGCCUUACUUCAGUCCAAAGAGGGCACAAGCAAGAAACAGGAGGAAAGCAUCAAUGCUAUUUGUGAAAAAGUCUUCCGGAAGUUUCCAGAGUUUGUGGAGCGGUGCAAAGAGGCUUCCUUUGAAGCUAUGUCAGACCCCAUGUACAGUGGAAAGAUGAGGGUCCUUCAGAAGUUACUGAGACACUUUCUUCAGAAAAAGGACAAAGUGUUGCUGUUCUCUCUUUCAACCAAGUUGUUGGAUGUGUUGGAGAGCUACUGCAUGGCCGAGGGGUUGGAGUACCACAGGCUGGACGGAACCACCAAGGCAAAAGACAGGAUGAAGAUCGUGAAGGAGUUCAACGGUUCGAAGAACGUCAACCUCUGCCUGGUGUCCACCAUGGCUGGUGGUCUUGGUCUCAACUUUGUGGGUGCAAACAUAGUCAUCCUUUUCGAUCCAACGUGGAAUCCUGCCAAUGAUCUUCAGGCUAUUGACAGGGUGUAUCGCAUUGGCCAGUGCAGGGAUGUGACUGUGUUCAGACUCAUCUCACUGGGAACUGUGGAGGAGAUCAUAUACCUGCGCCAGGUGUAUAAACAGCAACUGCAGUCCUCUGUGGUGGGCAAGGAGAACUCCCGGCGGUACUUUGAGGCCGUGCAGGGAACCGAUGGACAGUCAGGGGAGCUGUUUGGGCUGCGGAACCUUUUCCGCCUGCAGUUAGAUGGAACGUGCCUCACACAACGUAUUCUAGAGCGUGAAGGCCGUGUGGAGGCUGGUGUGAUGACUGCCAAAACUCAGGCUGCUGAAGAGAGGCCGUCUGCUGGCCAGACGGAUCGCGGAGCAAAAGGUUCCGCGGAGCAGCAGACAGCCGGACCGUCCAACGGCAACCAGGCCGCGGUGGACGUGCUGGACUUCAGCAGCGACAGCGAGGACGAGGGGGAGGCGGGCACCUCGCGGGCGGGCACCUCCUCAGCCGCGGCCGCCGCAGACGGGGAGCAGGGCUCCGCCGCCCCAGGGCACGGCUGCCUGAAGGAGAGCUUCACCGAGCUGUUUCUGCAGGGCCUGCACGGCCAUGCGGCCACCCGCAAGGUGGGCACCGGGGACAGCGACGAGGGAUCCGGUGGCGCAGGGGCAGAGGGGACGGUGGACUCCCAGGGCUGGUCUCCGCUGAACCUCUCCGAUAUCGAGAUGGAGGAUGCCGGAGAGAAGCAGAGCUCUGAAAGCCCAGACGCCAGCACGUCCAGAUCCACAGCACGCAAGGAACUCGAGGAGAAGGAGGAGAUGGCGAGAGCGAGGGCUCUCGAGAGGGGCGUGGUCUCGGAGACGGACUACAGCACGGAGGAGUCGGAAGACCUGCUCGCUCCACGGCCAGCGUCCACUUUCACCAAACUGAAGAGCAGCACGGGCAGAGCGGGACAGGGUAGAGAAGCAGCACAUGUGGGGACCAUUGAUGCACUCUUAGGUGGGCUGAAUGAGGUGAGCUACACCCACUCCAACCAGAAGGUGGUGGGCGCCAGCCGGGCGGAGAACUACAUCAGCAAGGCCGCGGUCAGAGACGUGUUUGAACGACAACAGAACUCUCAGCUGCCCGCUAACAUGCUGUUGGACGUGUCCCAAGAGGUAAAGAGGCUGACCCACAAAAAUGCCCUAGUGCUUAACUGAGUGAGAAGACACUGUGCCCCAAGAUGCUUAACACACAUUCGAGUGACUUAGUUGAAAAAGGACACAAAUUUGUAUUCAAACAAACAUUUAUUGUGUAUGUGUGAUGUUCCUUACUGGCCAGUGACUUGUUCCACACAGAUCAGACACAUACAUUCUUAAAGCAGCACAGAAUGCUGAUUAUGCUGGCCCCACUUAUGGCCCCACACUCUUGGGUCUGGUCCUUGAAGGACAAUUCGACCCCCAGGAGAUGAUUGGUACCACGGACAGCUCCUCUGGCACGUAGGUGUAGCCACAACCUACAUCAGCAAGGCAGUUGUAACCAGUGAAACAUAAGCCUCAAGGCCCGCACACACCGAGUCCGAUUUUUACACACAAAAUUACGCAGGCUAUUGAACACGUGUAUUCUAAUUAGUCUGUACACACACCGAUAACGGGAUUCUCAGUACGAGAAAAGACUCUGUGUGUACGAGCCUUCAGCCUGCUGGUGUGUCUGUGAUGGAGGGGUGCCUGUAUCCGGGCUGCUCUGCCCAACCCGAAAGGCUCACUUUACUUAUCUGCAAGGAUUGUACUUGGAUGCCCAAGCUUAACCUGCCUCUUCCUAUUUAAGCUGUUUGCAUAUUGAUGAGCGCUAGAGACCUGUCAAAAGAUUUUUGCAGUCACUGAUGUGUGCUCACUUGUUCAUCCAUGUGUCUACUAGACUCAGCCUUGUAAGCUGGUAAAUUUUCCAUCUGAGAAACAUCCCUAAAGUUCAGAACGGGGGAGACGACCUCACAGUUAGACUCCUUUGUGUCCAGGUGAUCUAUUUGCAUUUGAACUGUCCCUAUUGUGUGUGUGGCCGGCCAUUUGGUUAAAGGCCCUCGGACACACCUCUUCUCCCCCUCUCCAUGCCUCUGAUGAAUUAAUGUUGGAAACUGAAAUGUAUCUGUUUCAUGACAAAUGAUAAUACAUCCAUGUUUGGUCUUGAAUUAAUACUUGUAAUGUGGGCAACAGCCUGAUCACGCUUUCAUUGCACUCUAAUGUAUGUAUACAUAAUUGUAGAGUAAGAACUACACGGGAGAACUUCAGGUGGUAGACACACCCACAUCCCACCCACAGGGUUGGGGGGUGACCUGCAUGAUAGUUUAAGGUUGAGAAUUUCUCACCUCGCUCUCUUCUCUUCUCUCACUUUCUCAGCUUUGGGCAAGAGGUGACUCUUCUCUUCCUGCUCUGUUCUGGUCUAGGCAAGAGGUCACACUGACCUCUCUGCCUCCCUCUCUCUCUCUCUCUCUGCCCCUCUCUCUCUCUCUCUCUGCCUUUUCUCUAUCUCUCUCUCUAUCUAUCUAUCUUUUGAUUUCUUUAUGGGGUUUGUUAUUUUCAUUAUUUGAUAUAUUGUUUUAUCUGGUGUAUGUAGCAUUUUAACUUGGUAACUUGUUAAGGUUUAAGUCCAAGUUUAUUGUUUGUUUUGAGGUUAAGUUCAUUUUCUCCUUUGUCCUUUGUUCAAGGAUAAUUACUGAUACUUUACUUUUACCUAAGGCUCAGAGCCUAAUAAAUGGUUAAUUCUCCUCGCUCAGUUUGCAUAUCUCUACAAGUUUAGUGUGCCAUUCCAAUCUCUGCCAUAGUUAAACAAACUAGUUAUUUGGUAAUGUAUUAGAGGUACAAUAUAUCUAUGGAGUCAGAUUUAAUCGUGGUGAAUUUCCUAAUAACAUUAUCAUUUAACUCCACAUGGCUACUGAUCCAUUGUUCUUCACGCAUGUAAAGGGAGAACGUCCGACGUGUUUGUGUAGCGCGUUUGGGACUGUUUUUUCAACCUUUACAAGUGGCGACCUCGACCGUGAUCGUUAUGACGGGAUGUACCUAUAUUUCUGAAAUUUGGUGAGUAGAAAAACUUCUUAAAGACGUGUAGCAGAAAGCACACGCAUAGGCCUACGCAUUAUUUUCGCUAUCAACUCACCUAAAGAUUCAGAAACUUUGCUCUCUCCGUUAUACGGAAAUACGAACAUGGACAGAUGUAGACACGUGAUAAUAUUUCUUUGUUUAAUACAUUAAGACAGAAAAUGGCUAAAAUUGUUGAAACUGAAGACAUUACUUCUUACUCUAAUGGGAUAGAGAUAUGCAACUGGCGAUUUUCCAUUGAAAUACAUGCGUUACAAACAAAAAAACAUGCAAUGAUGGACGGUGUUAUCUUGUUACUUCUCAUUAUUUGCAUUUAUUCAUUAUUGAACACCGCGCAGUCAUUGAAACCUUUCUCUGAUGCGAGAUAUGUGGCUAUCCCCAACAAAGCGAUGUUAGAUGUUGCUUCGUCAGAAUUGUCGUUCACAGCCGACUCAAGCAACGACGUCUCUUCUAACACCACUGGAACAGCGCAAACAGACUGCGAAAAGGAGGCUAUCCAACACAUGGACGCAAACGACCCAAGCAUUGUCUGCAACUCAUGUGGAAAAUCAGAACAUGAGAUGCAGACAUGUUGGUCGACAGGCUUUCGAAAACACCGCCAACGCAGAGUCCAAUCAUCUAACACCUUUGCUUCUCCUAACAACCCACAUGCCUCUGGACCCAUCCAUUGUUCUAGGUGUUAAGGCGCAAAAUUGCCGUGUGUGUGUGUGCUUUCACUGAAGGACAAUGUAAUGAUGCAGACUAACCAUUCAAGACCAUGGUAAGACAGAAUUUAUAUUUUUUAAACUGAACAUGAUAACAUUAACCUAUACUAAUAAUAGCACAGAUAAUUCCAUGCAACAACCUGUAGCAUUGUUCUCCCAAGGUGCUCUGAUGGGAAAUUUGUUAGUCAGAUAUUCAGACAGUGUUUUAAUUUACUUUGAAGAUAAUGGUAUUUGCUAGCUUGUUGUAUGCUCAUGUAUAGUGAGUGUGUAGACUCUGUAAGUGUUGAGGCUUGAAAGCAUUUAACUGUGCAGAUGCUAGUAGCAUGAUUAUUCUUCACACUUUUUGUUUUUCUUUAUACUCACCGGUUAAACCAAAUGAACGGUCACUGAACCAAAGAGUAUCUGCUGAAUGAAUGUUAGGUUGGAUCUCUCGUGACUAACAAAUAAUGCCCAUAUAUAUAAAAAAAAAAAAAAAAAAAAAAAUGGGAAAUGCAAUGUUGUAGAUUGUUGCUUAGUAUGACUACCACCUGAAAUUUGAAUGUCUGUAUAUGUCUCUGCCAAAAGGAGGCCCAUGUGCAGCUGACUGUGUGGCAGACACAUCAUGCUGACAUUCUUAUACCAACUAAAUGUUAAGUCUAUUGUUGAAUGUCCAGAAGUGAUAAAGCACAUACACACACACACAAGCACAUUUUCUAUUAAUGAUUCAAAUUGAAGAAUUUUAACUGCUGGGAUGAACUAAUUUGCUUUCCUUUUAACUUCUAUCAUUUUAUAUACAUUCUUUGAUUAUUUGAUUUGAUUUCCGUGAUACAUUUGUAUUCAGUGUGCAAAUAAUGCCAGUAACAAAGAUGAUUUAUCUUAUGAAACAUUUUUUUCCAAUUUGAGAUACACCAGAAUGUGUUUAAUUCCAUUUAUUUUGAAAUUUGUAUAUUGGUUUGUUUGUUUUGCUCUUUCCCUCUUUCCUGUCUUUUCCCUAUAUACAUGCCCAACUCAUCGAAAAGCAAAAGACUAUUGAUAUUCUAAUGUUACAGCAGACAGACGAUACUCUCACGAUUCUGCUCAACUCCAGAUUGCUUUUAUACAAAGAAGAAUGUUCCACGCUACAGCAAUGCUCACCUGAUCCUGAGAACUUGUUUCAGACCGGAGAAGCUCGGUCAACUAAUGUCAAAACUACUCUGAGAGAUUCCUUCGGACACUAUGGACAAAUAUGUGAAUAUGGAUGACCAGCUUUAAUUUUUUGACACUUAUGAGAUAAUGACUUCACAGUGUCAAUGGGGCGACUGUAAGCUGGUAAAUUUUCCAUCUGAGAAACAUCCCUAAAGUUCAGAACGGGGGAGACGACCUCACAGUUAGACUCCUUUGUGUCCAGGUGAUCUAUUUGCAUUUGAACUGUCCCUAUUGUGUGUGUGGCCGGCCAUUUGGUUAAAGGCCCUCGGACACACCUCUUCUCCCCCUCUCCAUGCCUCUGAUGAAUUAAUGUUGGAAACUGAAAUGUAUCUGUUUCAUGACAAAUGAUAAUACAUCCAUGUUUGGUCUUGAAUUAAUACUUGUAAUGUGGGCAACAGCCUGAUCACGCUUUCAUUGCACUCUAAUGUAUGUAUACAUAAUUGUAGAGUAAGAACUACACGGGAGAACUUCAGGUGGUAGACACACCCACAUCCCACCCACAGGGUUGGGGGGUGACCUGCAUGAUAGUUUAAGGUUGAGAAUUUCUCACCUCGCUCUCUUCUCUUCUCUCACUUUCUCAGCUUUGGGCAAGAGGUGACUCUUCUCUUCCUGCUCUGUUCUGGUCUAGGCAAGAGGUCACACUGACCUCUCUGCCUCCCUCUCUCUCUCUCUCUCUGCCCCUCUCUCUCUCUCUCUCUGCCUUUUCUCUAUCUCUCUCUCUAUCUAUCUAUCUUUUGAUUUCUUUAUGGGGUUUGUUAUUUUCAUUAUUUGAUAUAUUGUUUUAUCUGGUGUAUGUAGCAUUUUAACUUGGUAACUUGUUAAGGUUUAAGUCCAAGUUUAUUGUUUGUUUUGAGGUUAAGUUCAUUUUCUCCUUUGUCCUUUGUUCAAGGAUAAUUACUGAUACUUUACUUUUACCUAAGGCUCAGAGCCUAAUAAAUGGUUAAUUCUCCUCGCUCAGUUUGCAUAUCUCUACAAGUUUAGUGUGCC